Schistosoma intercalatum is the source of this 7120-nucleotide messenger RNA. Lineage: Eukaryota; Metazoa; Platyhelminthes; Trematoda; Strigeidida; Schistosomatidae. The record is from the annotation of a GenBank genome assembly.
GUUUUCCAACCAACUGCUUCCAACUACCUAAAAUCAAAUACACAAGUAUCUACGAAAAUGUUAGUAAACUCUACACCAUUGUACUUAGUCAAUUUUCGCAUAUGAGAAACUGCUAAAUUCAAGGAUAUAAGGUUUAAGUCAUGAAAUUAUAAGUGUUUUCAGAAUAUCUCGUGUGUAUUAGAGCAUUCUAAAGCGUAAAGAGAACAUGUAGGUAUGGUGAAUGAUCUUCAAAUGGCGUGGCCGAGAUAUGUUGCACACUCCUGCUCACCGUCCUUCAAAUAAAAUUAUCGUGGUCAAAGUUAAGCUUAGGAUUUAGGAAGGUGCCGGUUGGUUAGCCAAGACAAAAUCAUUUAAUAGUCCUUAAUUAAUCUGAGAUACAUAAAUAGGUAUUUACUCUUUGAUUGGUGUAAAAUGAAGGGAUUUUAUUUAGUUUUAAAAGAUUUUGUGAUGUACUUAAAAACCUAUUCCAAGGUAACUUUCAUCCUCACUUUUUUUACUCUACCGCUUAGCUCACGCCAUUGUUGUUUCCACUUGCAUUAAUUCACUUUCUUUACUGUCGCUGAAAUUAUCAUCUUGUUUGCUGGGUUUCAUUCUCCAGUUUAAGUUUUGUGUGAUUCCUGUCUAUCUUCUAGUGCAUUUAUUUCUGUUUCAAACACAAUCUUGGUCUUCUCAAAAAGCUGACUUAGUAUCUUGGUCCAAACUUUGGGCUACCCGUUUUAGUUUAAGCAAUCUAUUGUCUAUCGGUGUCGUUUCUCUUUAAUAACCCAUGCUUUCGCCUGAACUACAUAUGUAUGAAAGUAGUUAGGGGUGGGCGUCUUCCAACAAAAGCAUGAGUAUAUUUCUCACCAGUUCGUACUGUUCUAUUUUACGACUUAUGAAACAUAGCCUUACUAGAUAAAGUUGGCAGUUUGGUUGGUGAGGUAGUGAACCUUCAUCGACAGGUGGUUGGGACAUGUAUUACGUAUGCCAAACUAGUGCUUAACUAAACGGGUGACGUCUGGUGUAUGAGUAUAUUGGAAGAAAGCUAGGGACAGCCAAACCAAGACAUGGAGCCACCUAAUGAAAUCAUUGACGAUUAGAAUGAUUCGUGUAAAUAGUUGUAGACUGUCUAACUGGGGUCUGCGCGAUUAUCGUAACUAAAGGUUAGAGGCAUUAAGUAACAUGGCUCAGGGCUGUUUUUUAUGGCGUAGAUGCAUUCUCACUUUGUCUCCAACCAGAUCCUGAGCUUUAACGUUACCUUAUAUUUCCUUAUUUCAUGAAUUUUGUCUUCUUCCCGUUCAUAUUGUCUGCUUAAGCUUUUACAAUACGGCUAAUACUGUGAUAUGGGAUUCGUCUUAAUAAUUUUAUCCUGCUGUAUUAAUGUGGUGUGACAACCUGAAUCAAUGAAAGUAUGUUCCGGUUCCUAUGUUGCCUAUAAUUUGCUUCGUAACCUUCGAAAGUACUCAGUAUGUUUUAUCGUGGAACAUUCAUGCGUGUUCAUUUGGUAAUGAAUCUUUUGGGACAUUCUAUUAAUUAAAAUAAAUUUCAAACUAAUAAAACUCAUUCAUUCCAGUUUGUUGGCUUGAACAUAUUCUAAUGGCUGACUAUCUGAAGUCUGCAUUAAGCUAUUUCGCCACCUCAAACACUACUAAAAAUGAAAAUGAAUUUCUUGGCAGUAGUAUAUCUGUCGGGCAACUAAGUUUAAAAGUUAAGAGAAUCAUUGCUGAAGGUGGCUAUGGAAUAGUUUAUGAAGCUCAAGAUGUCAAUGAAAAUACAUCAUAUGCGUUAAAGCGUAUGCUCGCUCACGACAAACCUUCAGUGGAUUUAAUUCUUCAUGAAGUUCGUUUACUGAAACAGUUGAACGGUCAUCCAAACAUCCUUAAGUUUUUUAGUGCAGCAUCUGUUGGUAAAGAGAAAAUGAAGGUUAUUGGUACUGAGUUCUUAAUAGUCACAGAGUUCUGUAAAGGGGGUCAGUUGGAUAAAUAUUUACCGGCAUCAAAAUGUGAAAAUCCCCUGCCAUCGAACGUUAUCUUACAAAUAUUUCAUCAAUGUUGUCGUGGUGUACAACAUAUGCAUAGUCAAUGUCCACCUGUGAUACAUCGAGAUUUGAAAAUUGAAAAUCUAUUACUUACUGAUAAUUUUAUUAUAAAGUUAUGCGAUUUUGGUAGUGCAACUACCAUUACAUAUAGUCCAGAUCAAUCAUGGACUGCUUUAAAACGUGGAAGUGUUCAAGAAGAACUGGAACGUUUCACAACUCCAAUGUAUCGGGCUCCAGAAAUGCUUGAUCUUUACCAAAAUUAUCUUAUUGGUACUCCAUCGGAUAUUUGGGCUUUAGGUUGUAUAUUAUUUUAUUUAACAUGUACUUAUCAUCCAUUUGAGGAUUCAUCGAAAUUGGCUAUUCUCAAUGCUAAUUAUAGUAUACCGGCAUCAAUAAGUUCAGAGAAUGCACCAUUUUGCAGUUUAAUUCGACAAUUACUUCUCAUAAAUCCAUCUCAACGUCCUAACAUAAAUGAAAUUCUUGGUGAGUUAUCUGAAUUGGCGUCUAUGAGAGAAGUUCGAGUAAGUGAUUCUAUUCCUCUGUUGGAAGAAGUUGCUAAAAGACGUAAUGUAAACGUUACAGCUAAUCCUACAAGCCAGCCAAUCAAUCGUAAUGAUCCUAAAGUUAGUGAUUAUCAUCCGAGAUCAAUGCAUUCAGAAAAUAAUGUUGUUACAAAUCCACAACCGUCAUCUAAUAAACCAUCUAGACCCAAUCCUCCAACAUCGCUCUCACAACAAAAAUUAAAUCCAACAGUUAGUUUUAAUCCACCAUCAUCAUUGUCAUCAUCAUCAACAGUAGUCAUAACAACUCAAGCACCUACAGUUAAUCAAAUUUCAAGUAAUCAACAAUUAUCCAAUCAAUCUAUGAGUAAUAUGCUUGGUAUGAUUAAAGGAGGCGCUGGCAAUUUAAUUCGUAAUAUACGAGAUGCAUCAACUAAAGUUAUUGGGACUGUUUCUACCACGUUGAAUACAGAGCUUGAUUUCCAGUUUAUCACUUCACGUAUAGCAGUUACAUCUUUCCCCAUUGAAAGUGGAUUUGAAGUGCUUGCCAAUGUGAAUUCCAUGGAAGAAAUGCAAAACAUGCUAGAUGCACGUUUUUCAGAUGCUUAUGCUGUUUAUAAUCUUAGUAAUCGUCCAUAUCGUUCAGAUCAUUGGUUUCAUGGUAGAGUAUCACAUCGUGGUUUCGAAGCACACCGUGCUCCAGCGCUAAAAUCAUUAAUUGAAUUAUGCUUAAAUGCAAGGUUAUGGUUAGCUCAAAAAUCGAACAAUAUUUGUGUUAUACAUUGUACCGAUGGUAAAACAUUGUCCGCAGUACUAGCAUGUUCCUUAUUAUGCUUUUGUCGGGUAUUUGAUAACGCGUCACCUGCAAUUCAAUUGUUCGCAUCGAAACGUGGCAAUCCUGGCUUGAAUGCAUCACAGAUUAGAUAUAUCAACUAUGUAGCUCAGUUAAGUCAUAAUCGUGUAUUUACACCUCAUCAUUUCCCAUUGAAUCUUAUCAGUUUGAUAAUUGCACCGGUACCAACAUUUAAUAAAUCCAAAAAUGGAUGUCGACCGUAUGUGGAAAUAUUUGAAGGAAAGACCAAAGUAUACUCAACUUACGCAGAAUACGAUAAUUUAAGAUCCUAUGUUCUUGAAGAUGGAAAGAUCCAAAUACUUUUGAAUGGAUUAACUGUCUUAGGUGAUCUUACAGUUAUCAUUUAUCAUUGUCGAUCUUCAUUUGCUGGACGUGGCAAGAUCAGUUCAGUGAAGAUCGCUCAGUUCCAAUUACACACUGGAUUUGUAGAACAUAAUUUAACUGAACUAAUUUAUUUUAAAUCCGAUUUAGAUCAUCUAGAUAAUAGUAGCAGCUUUGCCGGUUUCACUAGUCGUUAUGCUGAAAGUUUUCAUGUUACAUUGGAACUUAUGGUUUCACCAACUGAAAGACCAAGACAAAGUGACAAUCUUGUUUAUCCGUGGGAAACUUUGCCAUCAAAUGAUCUACUUAGUCCUAAACUCUGUGUAUCAAAUCAUGAUGAACUGAAAAAUAUCUUAUCUGAUUACGGCCGUUUUAAUCAUAAACCAUCAACUCGAAUGUAUGAAAAAAAUAGUUUAGAACCUAAUCAAUUAAAUAAUCCAUCAGAAAAAGAUUGUAUAACCACUAAUAUUAAUAGCGAUGAAUCAUGUAAUUCAACAAACCAGUCCACUACAAAUUUGUUUACUACUACUCAUACCAUCGGUGGUAGUACAGUUAAUUUAAAACAAAAUACAGAAAUUAAUGAUAUUUUAGUCUCAGACUUAAUCAGUGAUAAUGACAUGCCAAAGAAUCAUAAUUAUACUUAUUCAUCAACUUCUUCUGAUCAUUCAAAACAGAUUAACUACAAUUUAUUAAGUGAUAAAUUCUGUGGGGAUUUUUUCUCAUCAUCCAAGAAUCAAGAUAAUAAUAAUGUGGAGGCAAGUUCUGAUGACCUGCUUGGAUUCCAUGUGGAAUCUUCAUUUCCAAACACUGACAAUGCUACUACUUCUCCCACUACUACUUCCAAUACUGAUGAUCAUAUUUUAAUUGAUGUAGCACAGAAUCCUUUCGUAAUUUAUAAUAAAAAUUCACUAGAUGAAAUUAUUACUUCAUCAACAACUAGUCAGCAUAGUAAUUCAGAUGAUUUGAAACAAACUGAUAAAAAAUCAUUUGUUGAUGAUUUAUUUAAUUUCAACUCAUCUGUUGAAGUCAAUUCAAAAACUGAUCUCGGUUGGGAGAAUUUAUUUGGUAUCACGUCAUCAGAAAGCACAAAGACCACUACUAUCAUCACCACUAGCCAAAGUACUACUACAAACAACAUUGGCUUAUCCAAUAAUCCUUUUGAUCCAUUUGGUAUAGCCACAUCAGAAUUAUCUGAUUUCUUUUCAGUACCAAAUUCUUAUAUAUCAAGUGAAAACAACUCGACUACUACCACUACUACCAUUCUUCCUGAUAAAACUACCGCUACUGACUAUUCUCCUCCUCCAACUACUAAUACUAAUACUACUACUAGCAAAGAUUACUUUGGACAUCAAGGUGGUCAUUUAAGUGCCAGCGCCAGUGCUAAUAAUUUAAAUCCGCUUUUCGCAUCAGCUUCUUUUACAAAUUUGUCUCCUAACGUUGAAACUAUCCCAGACAAGACUACUAACACAGCAACUACUACUACUGGCAUCAAGAAUCAUGAUCGCCUAGAUCCAUUUGCAGAUUUUGCUGAUGUACUUCGAGAUCGAUUGAAUAAUCAAACUUCUUCCAGUACUAAUGCUACAAAUAGUGAUAAUACAUAUACCCCACCAUCAUCAAAUAGAUCAUCCACAAACUUGGGUGGUUUUUCUGCUGGUCCAAGUCCAGCACAUAAUUUUAAAUCUAGUAUCGACUCAAAGUUUAUGAACAACUCUUCAAAUUAUAAGGAAAGUCCUGAUAAUUUAUUCCAUGGUUAUGAGAAAUCUAGUCAAUCGUAUUCUUCCUACUCCAAUUUUCCUAAUACUACUACUUCUGGAUCUACAUCAAUACCAACUAGUGGAGGAACUGGUGCUAGACCUCAUGUUAAUAAAGAUGCAUUUUCUGAUUUACUUGGUGGAUUUGGUUCUUCUCGAACAAACAACACAGAUGAUAAUAAACAACCAAAAACAGUAAAUCAGAUUCGUCGUGAAAAAAUGGCUAAAACGGUCGAUCCAGAGCAAUUGAAAGUCUGUGAUUGGGCUGAGGGUAAAGAUCGAAAUCUUCGAGCAUUAUUAUGUUCACUACCGGCCAUAUUAUGGGAUGGAGUACAAUGGAAUCAUGUUGGUAUGGCUGAUCUAAUAACACGUGAACAAGUUAAACGUCAGUAUCGGAAAGCUGCUCGUGUAGUUCAUCCUGAUAAGUGGAUGAGUACAUCACACGAGAAUAUCGCACGUCUAGUAUUCGUUGAAUUAAAUGACGCUAUGGCUGAAUUUGACAAAAAUUUUAACAAUUCGUCAGUCAAUAUGAAUUUUUAACAUUUCUUUUGUUUUACCUCAUUUCAAGUAACAUUAUCUAUACGUUCUUGUAUUUCUUCUUUAUCCAACUGUGAAUUUUCCUAUUUAUCAUACAAUUAACUAAUUGUAUCACUCUCUGAAGUCAUUCCAUCCUGAAAGCAAAUACUCUUUUUGAUGAGUUAUCAUAAUACAUCUUUUUGUUCUAUCUUUUUAUUCAUCUAUACACUGCCAGGUAACUCAUCUUCUGACUGACAAUCUAUGUAAAUCUGUGAUGUAGAUGAUUUUGUUUCAUAGGUGGGAGAUCAAGCAUUAUUUAUACAUUACUAUCCUUGUUUUCAUUUAUUAUUGUUCAUCGAUGAUGGUAAUACUGGUUGUGGGCAUUGGUUAUAUUGUUACCCGCUCUGUUUCCUUGAACUAAGUCCUUCUUAUCCAUUUGUCUCCCCAUUUUUAUUUGUUUUUCUCAUAUGAUCACGAAGUAUUACCAUUAUUAUCAGAUUUUGUCCAGUUUUUUCUCAUGAUUUUUGUCACAAUGAUGUCAUACAUCAUCAUUUGUAAUACAAAGAACAAAGAUAAGAGAGAAUUUUUCUGUUUGUUUAUUUAAAUAGUGCAAUACAAGCGCCUGUCAUAAAAAACAUUCUUUUGUGCUUACAUUCACAUGGGAUUUGUAUAUAGUUUAGCUUCGACGAUGUACUCGUUGUUGUUAUUUAGUUAGUGGUGAUAUUCUUUCUAUUGCUGGUUUGCAGGAAAAACAAAGCUGAGAAACAAAAACAAAUUAGUUUUCCAGUUUAGUAAAAUAACAGUUUUAUAUUUAAAAAAUUGUUAUUUUUCCUACUUAUCAGUAAAAUAUAUAUCUUUUGUUUUCUUGAAUUUUCUUCUCCCACCUCUCAUCGUUAGUUUAUUAUUCAUCUGAAUAUCAAUAUACUUUCACGAUACAUUUGUUUAGUUCCAAACAAUUAUUCGACUGCUUCGUCUUCUAACAUUGUCGUUAUCAAUAUCUUUAUCAUUAUUUUAAUAAAGAAAAUGAUAAUAAUCGUCCAUAAAUGUUUUCUUUAUCUGAUCUUAUGCUAUAGCAUCAUAGUGGAUCAGAUCAGAGUGUCUGUUUGUGUGUGUGUUUGUAUAUAAAGUUCAGUUUCAUUGAUUGAUUACAUAGCUUUAAUUG